AUGCCCCAAUCCGAUAGCUUAGCUGCAUUGCCCAUUUUUCAAGCAUCGCUUUCAGCGAGGCAAACCCCACGUUAUAUCUUCAGUUCCCACAAUGGAACAAGAUUGGUUGUCAUUCAAGAUAAUAUAAUAAGAUGGUGCAGUUCGCUCACCGAUCCAUCCUACCAAAGCUUGAGCUUUAGCCGUCACUUGGUUUUGGACGACACCUUUCAUGUUAUAUCUUGUGCGUCUGGCGAUUUGCUCUGUUUCUAUAACGGUCAAGAGAUCUUUGUAAUGGAAAUUCCCUGGGGCUAUUCAAAUGUAGAGGACGUUUCCAUUCAAGACGCAUUCCAAGUAUUUCACUACUCUAUUAAUGAAUCGGAACUUGGUUCAAAUUCUUUGAUCAAGAAAGUCCUAUUUCAUCCGAAGAGUUACAAUGAUUCCUGUAUAGUGGUUCUAAAAAAGGAUGAUACCAUUACAAUGUUCGAUAUUCUCAAUCAACAUAAGAGGCCGAUUGUUCUGAACAAAUGCAAUAGCUCAUUUGGUUUAGAUGCACGCGUAAACGACAUCACGGAUUUGGCAUUCAGUAAAGAUGGGUUGACAUUGUACUGUUUAAACACUACAGAAGGUGGCGAUAUCUUUGCACUUUACCCAUUUUUACCUUCAGUACUAUCUUUGAGUGAGAAAGAUUUGGGUUGGAUCUUAAAUAAAUCAUUAGUGAUGUACGAGUCUUUGAAUUCCACGACAGAUUAUAAAGUGAAAAGAAAUAUCACUAAACAAUUGCAAUUUGUUUCCAAACUACACAAAAAUUGGGAUUCCAAACUUGCUAAAGUCCAAAUUGAUGAUGAAUAUCGUUUGGUGAAGAUGCAAGGGCCCUUUACCAUAAACCCCUUUCCUAACGAGUUGUAUGAUUAUACAGCAUCAAAGAUCACAACCAUACCGAUUGACAAUGAGCAGAAUGAAAUUAUUUGUGUCAGUUUUGAUGACGGGUCUCUUAUUUUGUUAUUUCAAGAUUUAGAGAUGUCAAUGUCAUGGGAUGUGGACAACUACGUCUAUAAUAAUUCGUUGAUUUUGAUUGAACGAACAAAAUUACAGCAAAAGGAGAUGAAGUGUCUAACAACAUUACCAGAUCAAUUGGGGAAAUUAUACGUGACUUUCAAAAGCUCUGUACAUCAACUGGACUGUACAAGCUGGACUUCCGUAUUGAGUAAAUGUAUCGAUGAAUCCGAUUUAAAUGCACUUGCAGAUGUGAAGUUUGUAAGUAAUUUUGAAGAUAUCGCAACCAUUGAACAACUCUCAAACUUCGCUUAUAUCAACUGGAAUAACAAGUCCAGUUUGGCUUUGAUAUCAAAAGAAAAGUUAACUAUUCAAAACAUAUCAAGUCACAAGGAAGAGCAAAGUCUCAACGACUCUGCCGCACUUGGUACAAACGAGUACUCGGACAAGAGUGAUACAGGAAAACGCGGUUAUGAGAUAAGUUUUACCCAACCCAUCAACGAAAUUCUUUCGUUAAAUGAAAGUUUUCAAAAAGUUUGUCUAAGCCCAUGUGAAAGAAUCAUCCCUCCAGCAGAUCGUCAAUUACCUUUGAAAAAUGAAGCUAAUGAGAACCAGCUAGAAAUCUUUACCGAUAUUUCCAAGGAAUUUUUACAAAAAAUUAUCAAAGCCCAAUCCUUGGGUGUCUCUAUACACAACAGAAUACAUGAGCAACAGUUUGAACUAACUCGCCAGUUACAAUCUACGUCCAAGAUAAUCGCUAAGGAUGAAGUUUUACGGAAGAAACUUGAAGCACAAACUAAAAAAUGGGACUCUCAAAGUAGCAGGCAAGCAAAACUAAUGGUUAGAUUUAGCAAAUUAACCCAAAACCUUUCCAAGAUUGCCGAAUCCGAUAAAUUCAAGGAACAGAAUAUAAGCCACGGUGAAAUGGAGUGGUUCAAAGAAAUACGUAAUCAAAUACUGCAGUUUAACGGUUUUGUUCACUCUCAAAAAUCUCUACAGCAAGAUCUAUCAUAUUUGAAGAGGGAACUGAUUCGUAUCGAGUCUGAAACCGCCAGUGCUGAUAAAAAGAGCCAAAACGAAUGGGACGAACUGCGCAAGAUGCUGGAAGUAGAUUCAAAAAUCAUCAAAGAAUGUAACGAAGAACUGGUGCAUGUAUCCCAACAACUCACCACUAAGACACAAUGA
Molecule: messenger RNA, 2157 nt
Organism: Saccharomyces eubayanus
Lineage: Eukaryota; Fungi; Ascomycota; Saccharomycetes; Saccharomycetales; Saccharomycetaceae
Gene: NUP82
Product: linker nucleoporin NUP82
Exons: 1
Coding region: 1-2157 (718 amino acids)
Biological process (GO): ribosomal small subunit export from nucleus; ribosomal large subunit export from nucleus; mRNA export from nucleus
Cellular component (GO): nuclear pore
Molecular function (GO): structural constituent of nuclear pore
Source: RefSeq, a predicted model, not a curated record